This is a messenger RNA of Echinostoma caproni, 279 nucleotides long. Lineage: Eukaryota; Metazoa; Platyhelminthes; Trematoda; Plagiorchiida; Echinostomatidae. The record is from the annotation of a GenBank genome assembly.
AUGAAUCGUUUUCAACAGGCAUUGGAUACAUCUGAACGGGACAGAGCGCUUUCAGAACUGGCAACUGAGCGAAAACUGCGACGUAAAGCCGAACAAGAGCUUUGUGAACACAGAGCCAAAUAUCAACUACUUCAGGCGGAGUUAGUUUUGCUCCGAAACGAGUAUCAAAAUGCCCGUUGUCGUCUUGCGAGCACAUCUGUUCUCGAUCGUGGUGCUGCUACUGUCACCGCAAAUGGAACGUAUGUUUUCUAUUUAUGUGCUCUUACUAACGCGUUCUAA